Funneliformis caledonium is the source of this 190-nucleotide messenger RNA. NCBI's taxonomy places the organism in Eukaryota, Fungi, Glomeromycota, Glomeromycetes, Glomerales, Glomeraceae. The record is from the annotation of a GenBank genome assembly.
AUGUCUCAGGGCUAUCUUGAAGAGUAUUUGGUGGAUGGUAAAUCAAAUUGUCCUUAUGAUGGUUGUAAUAGAGAUAUCGAAACUUUUCUCUCUCAGGAUCUUUUAAAGGGAUUACAAAAUCAGAUAGCCCCCAAAGACGUAGAUAACAAUAAUGAAGCGCUUACAGAAGAAUCUAAAAAUCAGAAAAAAU